Notolabrus celidotus (New Zealand spotty) is the source of this 3936-nucleotide messenger RNA. It is a transcript of the gene kat2b, whose product is annotated as K(lysine) acetyltransferase 2B. The record is from RefSeq and is a predicted model, not a curated record. Gene Ontology annotation, molecular function: histone H3 acetyltransferase activity; protein binding. Bases 327 to 2705 code for a protein of 792 amino acids. Gene Ontology annotation, biological process: positive regulation of transcription by RNA polymerase II; chromatin remodeling. The transcript has 18 exons. Gene Ontology annotation, cellular component: histone acetyltransferase complex; nucleus. Lineage: Eukaryota; Metazoa; Chordata; Actinopteri; Labriformes; Labridae.
CCAAAUUUUACUGGACUGCAUUGAACUACCCUCAACAACCAGUCUCUGUGUCCUGAGAUAAGGCUCUGCCAAGAAAGCCACAUUUUUUCUAUCGCAUUCGACCUUGAAAUUUUCCUCCAAACGCUUGCAUUUAGUGACCUCUCCUUUCUGAAUUGGAGUGGAAUCGGCCUAUCCCAUCGAGUCCCCUAGCGGAGGAAAAUGGGCCUACAGUGAGAAAUUGAAAAUAAGGAUGAGCGCCAUGUCUGAUCCUCCGCUUGUGGAAUAGAGCUGACGGCAGAGCGAAUAUUUCCCGGGCCGGGGGUGCCGUCGGGGGUUCGGUGUGAGUCAUGGCGGACAGCGCUGGGAUUCAGCAAGGUUCGCCGGCCAUCGGGGCAGCGGGCCUGGUCCCGGCCGCUCCUGGAGCCGGGGGCACGGAGGGCUCUGGCGCCGCUGGAGGAUCCGCACGUAUCGCCGUGAAGAAGGCGCAACUCCGCUCCUCACCUCGGCCAAAGAAACUGGAAAAACUCGGAGUGUACUCAUCCUGCAAAGCUGAGGGAGCCUGUAAGUGUAACGGCUGGAAAAGUCAGAACCCCCCUCCUACACCUCCUCGGACGGACCAGCAGUCCAACACAGUCAACCUGCAGGAGCCCUGCCGGAGCUGCUCUCACACAUUGGGUGAUCAUGUGACCCAUCUAGAAAAUGUUUCCGAAGAGGAAAUGAACAGACUCCUAGGCAUUGUCUUGGAUGUGGAGUAUCUCUACACUUGUGUUCACAAAGAGGAGGACGCAGACACUAAACAGGUCUACUUUUCCCUCUUCAAGCUGUUGAGGAAAUCAAUCCUGCAGAUGGGAAAACCGAUGUUAGAAGCGCAGGAGAGUCCUCCAUUUGAAAAACCAAGCAUAGAGCAGGGGGUAAACAAUUUUGUGCAGUACAAGUUCAGCCACCUGCCAUCCAAAGAGCGUCAAACCAUCAUGGAGCUGGCCAAGAUGUUCCUCAACCAGAUCAACUACUGGCAGCUGGAGACUCCCUCCCAGAGACGCCAGAGGGUUCCCAACGAUGAUGCAGCGGGAUACAAAGCCAACUACACCAGAUGGCUCUGCUACUGCAAUGUCCCUCAGUUCUGUGACAGUCUCCCCCGGUACGAGACCACUCAGAUCUUUGGCCGGACGUUGUUGCGUUCGGUGUUCACUGUGAUGAGGAAACAACUGCUGGAGCAGGCCAGACAGGAAAAAGACAAGCUGCCACCUGAGAAACGCACACUCAUUCUCACACACUUUCCCAAGUUCUUGUCUAUGCUGGAGGAGGAGGUUUACAGUCACAGUUCGCCCAUCUGGAGCCAAGACUUCUUGGCAGGAGCGUCAGGAGGGCAAAUUCCUAUCCACACAGUAAUUAGUGCGCCCCCUGUGGCCAGGCCACUAUACUACAGCACCAGUCCCGUAUCAGUGGAUCCCUCCACCUGUGGCAGCGUCAGUCCUGCCAGGAAAACAGCGUCUGUACUCGAGCCAAACCCAGUUGGAGAAAAGCGUAAACCCUCAGAGCCUCUCAACCAUGAAGAAAACAAGAGACCUAGAGUGGUGGGUGACAUCCCCAUGGAACUCAUCAAUGAAGUCAUGGCAACCAUCGCAGACCCAGCUGCCAUCCCUGAGACCAGUCUGCUGUCUGCUCACUCUGCACGUGACGAAGCUGCUCGUUUAGAGGAGCGGCGGGGGGUGAUUGAAUUCCACGUCAUCGGUAACUCUCUGAACCAAAAGCCCAACAAGAGGAUCCUGAUGUGGCUCGUCGGCCUCCAGAACGUUUUCUCUCACCAGCUGCCCCGCAUGCCCAAGGAGUACAUCACACGGCUGGUCUUUGAUCCGAAGCACAAGACGUUGUCACUGAUCAAAGACGGCCGUGUGAUUGGAGGGAUCUGCUUCCGGAUGUUUCCAUCGCAGGGUUUUACAGAGAUUGUGUUUUGUGCGGUCACCUCCAACGAACAAGUCAAGGGUUAUGGGACCCAUUUAAUGAAUCACCUGAAGGAGUAUCACAUAAAGCAUGAAAUCCUAAACUUCCUCACAUAUGCUGAUGAAUAUGCCAUUGGCUACUUCAAGAAACAGGGUUUUUCAAAGGACAUCAAGGUUCCCAAGGCCAAGUAUGUGGGCUACAUCAAGGACUAUGAAGGAGCCACACUCAUGGGCUGUGAACUCAACCCCAGCAUCCCCUACACUGAGUUUUCUGUUAUUAUCAAGAAACAGAAAGAGAUCAUCAAGAAGCUAAUCGAGAGGAAGCAGGCUCAGAUCAGAAAAGUCUACCCAGGGCUCUCCUGUUUUAAAGAAGGGGUGCGGCAGAUUCCAAUUGAGAGUAUUCCUGGCAUACGUGAAACUGGCUGGAAGCCUGUGGGCAAAGGAAAGGAACUGAAGGAUCCAGAUCAGCUGUACAGUACUCUAAAGACUAUCCUCCAACAUGUGAAGAGUCACCAGAACGCCUGGCCUUUCAUGGAGCCAGUGAAAAAAACGGAGGCACCAGGGUACUACCAAGUAAUUCGCUUCCCCAUGGACCUGAAGACCAUGAGCGAGCGCCUGAAGAGCAGGUACUACACGACACGCAAGCUUUUCAUGGCCGACAUGCAGCGCAUCUUCACCAACUGCCGUGAAUACAACCCUCCAGAGAGCGAGUACUACAAAUGUGCCAACCUACUGGAGAAAUUCUUCUACACCAAGAUCAAAGAAGCUGGGCUUAUUGAGAAAUAGACGAGAGGAAGAAGUUUCUCCUCACCUCACUAAAAGGAUAAGCCCUCAGACUGUCUGUGUGGUGGAGAAAUGGUCCCCUGAAUCUGGCUGCGCAGGAUUCAGAAACACUUCACUUUAAAGGCCCAGAUCAGCACUUUCAGUGUUUGAUACACACUGGCCCAGGUCUGGAACCAGUAGCUUGGACUGAUAUUUACACUGAAAGACAGGCCACAAGGGAGGGCCUGUGAGACAUCAAGCAAAGGAAUCAUCAUGUCUUCAUAUUUCAUCACAUCACCAAGAGUCCCAUGAAAAAACAGGACAGAGGGAAGUGUAAUGGUGAUACAUAUUACCAGGACAGAAAGCAUCCAUUAGCCUACUGAUUUCUUUAACGUGUCACAAGAUGACGGCUGAUUCGAGAUUCACCACACACCUUACUCUCCAUUUUUCCCUCCUUUGUUUUUUUAGCCUUUCAUCCCCUGCCUUCUUCAAUGCCUGCCUCAUCCUCUAAGUAGACUCAGGUAGAAUUGUCAUGCGCGGUUAGCAUACCUACAGUGUAGUCAUUAUAGGCGUAGAGGUCAUUAUAACCCAAGUGUUAACUGUGGGGAAUGUGACUGAGUCUAUCUAGCUCUGUUCCUGUAAAUGAGGUCAAAGUUCAUCUAUGAUGAGUUCUUCCUGCCAAAAGAGGAAUACUUACUUUAAUUUGUACAGAUUUGAAUGAUUUCAAAGCACUUAUAUCCACUGUAUAUUUUAAAUGUGUAUAUAACAUAUAUUUUCUGUUUCAGAACUAAAAAGUAAUUUCCCCCCCAACAAGCCGCAUAGGGCAGUUUGUCUGUCAAAAUGCACUUUUAUUUUCCAAGUAUUAGUCAGCAUAAAUAAGAGAAUAGUUUUGGUUUUUUUUACAUUCAAAUUACCGCUGUGGACUAAGGACUAAUUCAAUGAUCUAGAGUUUAUUCUUAUUUAAGUGCUGUAAUUUAAAAGAGUUAUGCUAAAGACAAGGUCUUAAUUUAUUCUUUCUUAUUUUUGUCCUGCAGAUGGAGAUUGAUAACUUUAUACUUUGGAGAUAAAUGAAAAGAUUGUGCAAUACUAUGUAGUUUUGCUGUUUUGUAAAAAGGUGUUUGUACUUUUCAGACUUUAGGGAAAAAAAAUACAUUUUGUAAUGUCUGGAAAACGAAUUCAUGCUCUUUGUACAAUUGGUUUUAAUGACAUAGUAUAAGCCUAUUUUCUAGACUGAAUAAAGCAGAAGUAAGGCUUA